AUGCCUAGAGCAUCGCGCCGUCUAAGCGACUACGUGGAACACUACGAACCGCUGCAGUACGACGCGCAAGCGAUUCACGCACAACAUUCGCGCACGCGUCGCUCUGCCGGCGCGCCAGAACUGCGGAUAGCGUUCCACGCACACGGGCGUCGCUUCCAUCUACGGUUAAGGAGGGAUCUAUCCGCCUUCAGCAGGGAUUUUAAGGUCGAAGGUUCCGAUGGUGAAAUACGUGAUGUUGAUACAUCGCACAUAUAUCGCGGCGAUCUGGUCGAUGACACACAAUCCACGGUUUUCGGCUCGGUGACGGAAGGUGUGUUCGAGGGGAAGAUGAUCACCAGCGACGGUACCUUCUACGUGGAGCACGCUCGCAGAUACUUCCCGCCCAAUGGGACGAGAACGCGAGUCCACUCCGUUAUAUACAAAGAGGCAGAUGUCAGCGAUCCUUACUCUCACCGGAGACAUGGUCACGUGGGCGGUUGCGGAAUCACAGACGAAGUGGUCCAAUGGAUGGACCGCAUACAAAAUUCAGGUGUCGAUGACGAUCCACCCACAUCACCUGCGCCUUCGCCUCCUUCACACUCACCGCCACACCCGAACAGUCUGCGAGACGAUCCACCAAGGUAUUGGGAGCAUCAUCACAACAAAUACUCACGAGCGGCGAACACUGGUGAGCAUUCGCGAACGCGACGUGCGGCGCACGACAACAGGAACACGUGCUCGCUGUUCAUAGAAACAGAUCCGCUAAUAUGGCGGCACGUCAGAGAGGGCUUCCCGGAUCAUCGAGAUCCAAGUAAAAAGAACGAGGUAGAUAUGAAAACUCGAGAAGAAAUUCUAUCUCUAAUAUCACAUCACGUUGAAGCAGUUAACUACAUAUAUAGAGAUACGAAGUUCGACGGACGCUUGGAGCAUAGAAAUAUUAAGUUUGAAGUCCAACGAAUCAAGAUUGACGACGAUUCAAUGUGCAACCCGCAUCACUAUUCCACGGAGACCAAUCAGUUCUGUUUAGAGAACAUCGAUGUGUCUAAUUUCCUAAAUUUGCACUCGCUAGGCAACCACGAAGACUUCUGCCUUGCUUAUGUGUUUACUUACCGCGACUUCACAGGAGGCACUUUAGGUCUGGCCUGGGUAGCAAGUGCCAGCGGAGCGUCGGGCGGAAUUUGCGAGAAGUACAAAACGUACACGGAGACAAACGGUGGAAUGUACCAGAGCACGAAGCGAUCACUCAACACCGGCAUCAUCACAUUUGUGAAUUACAACAGCAGGGUGCCACCCAAAGUCAGCCAGCUCACUCUCGCGCACGAAAUCGGACAUAACUUCGGAUCACCGCACGACUACCCGUCGGAGUGCCGGCCGGGCGGGCAGCAGGGCAACUACAUAAUGUUCGCGUCGGCGACGUCGGGCGACCGGCCCAACAACGGGCGCUUCAGCGCGUGCUCGGUGGGCAACAUCAGCGCCGUGCUGGACGCCGUGCGCGACGGCCGCAAGCGCAACUGCCUCAGCGCCAGCGAGGGCGCCUUCUGCGGGAACAAGAUCGUCGAGGCCGGCGAGGAGUGCGACUGCGGUUACGACGAGAACGAAUGCAAAGAUCACUGCUGCUACCCGCGACAGCUAAGCUCAUUCGACAGAGAGAGGAAUAGCACCGCUAAGGGAUGCACUCGAAAAGCGAAUACUCAGUGCAGUCCGUCGCAGGGCCCGUGCUGCCAGUCGGAGUCGUGCCAGUUCGUGAGCGCGGCGCGCAACCAGACGUGCCGUGAGGCCACCGAGUGCAGCCACGCCUCCUUCUGCUCGGGCCGCUCCGCCGAGUGCCCCACGCCGCGCCCCAUGGCCAACCACACCAAGUGCAACAACGACACGCAACUGUGCAUCAACGGCGAGUGCCGCGGCUCGAUCUGCCUGGCGUGGAACAUGACGGAGUGCUUCCUGUCGUCGAGCCCGACGGCGGCGGGCGACGGCGUGACGGCGGUGGUGGACCGGCGUGCGCUCUGCCAGCUGGCGUGCCAGAGCGGCGCCGAGCCCUCCACCUGCCGCAGCACGGCGGCCUUCGCGGCGCGCGUCGGCCUGCCGCCCGGCGGCAUCAGCCUGCGCCCCGGCUCGCCCUGCGAUAACUUCCAGGGGUACUGUGACGUGUUUCUGAAGUGCCGCGCGGUGGACGCGGAGGGCCCGCUGGCUCGGCUGAAGAACCUGCUGCUGAACCGCGCCACACUGCAGACCGUGCAGGCCUGGGUCACGGAGCAGUGGUGGGCCGUGCUGCUGGGCGGCGUCGCGCUCGUCGUCUGCAUGGGCGCCUUCGUCAAGUGCUGUGCCGUGCACACGCCCUCGUCAAACCCGAAGCGACCGCCGGCCAGGCGGCUCUCCGAGACGCUGCGGCGGCCGAUGAACACGCUGCGUCGCAUGCGCGCGCCGGGCGAGGCGCGGAGAGACGCGCGCGCGCCGCCGCGGCCCGGACACCGCCGCGCGCGUACGCACAAGGGAUACGCGCCGCCGCUCGCGUACGCGCACAGGGACCUCGCUUCUGCGCCACCGGGUCCAAGCGGGCGACGUAGUGAACCGUACGCGAACGCGUAUCCACAGUCUUAUGAAAUGAGACCUCCACAAAAGGUCUGA
This is a messenger RNA of Parnassius apollo (apollo), 2604 nucleotides long. NCBI's taxonomy places the organism in Eukaryota, Metazoa, Arthropoda, Insecta, Lepidoptera, Papilionidae. The record is from the annotation of a GenBank genome assembly.